Larimichthys crocea (large yellow croaker) is the source of this 5074-nucleotide messenger RNA. RefSeq names its product discs, large homolog 4a (Drosophila) (gene dlg4a). The transcript is spliced from 22 exons. NCBI's taxonomy places the organism in Eukaryota, Metazoa, Chordata, Actinopteri, Sciaenidae. Gene Ontology annotation, molecular function: ionotropic glutamate receptor binding; protein kinase binding. Gene Ontology annotation, cellular component: neuron projection; neuromuscular junction; postsynaptic density membrane. The coding region runs from base 1842 to 4253 and encodes 803 amino acids. Gene Ontology annotation, biological process: cell-cell adhesion; establishment or maintenance of epithelial cell apical/basal polarity; AMPA glutamate receptor clustering. The record is from RefSeq and is a predicted model, not a curated record.
GUGAGAGGAUGAUUGUGAGAGGAUGAGGGUGAGAGUGUUACAGUUACAGUCUGUGAAGAUGUUUUUUUUUUAGCUUCAAGCUAACGCGAUCCACGAUGCUGACGUGCUAACUGUGACUGAAGCUAAGCUAACGGUUAGCCGGCUGGCUGAUCUGUAAACAGUGUUUGUUAACGUUACGUUAACGUUACGUUAACAUUAUUCUAAAUAUGCAGUUCACUGAACGAACACAGGUGUCGCUGCUAAAGAGUUUCCUGAACGUUACACAGAAAACGUUUAAGUAACGUUGUGACUGAUGUGAUGUGUGUGUGUGUGUGUGUGUGUAAAGAAGCGUCUGUUACUCAUCUCUCAUUUAAACAGUCGGUGCUGCGUUCGAGGCCCUUGCUCUUCUUUUUUAGACUGUGUAUCCAUGGAAACGGGCUAAAGCUCCUCUCAGUGUGUGAGUGUGUGUGAAGAGACAACGUCAUGUGUGCCCACACACGGUCAUGUGAUCAGCACAGAGGCUGUCAGCUGUUCGACAGCAGGUUCUGUUCUGACCCGAUCAGAGGGGCAGGCUUUCCCAGAAUGCCCCUCUUCCUACUCUGUGGGGGGGUGAGGUUCAGUGGUGCGUUCAGGGCCGCAUGCUGACGUCACUCGGCAGCGCCGCAGUCGCUCCUGAGAUGAAUGCACAAUAUUCAAAUGUACUUGGACCUCUCACGCCCACCUGUGGAUGCAGGUCUGAGAUUUCAAUUAUCAACAAAUUAAUUAAAAUAAUCACAUGACAUCAUCAUCAGAUCAGAAACUUUACUGAUCUACACACACACAGAGUGACAGGCAGCCACACUGAGCAGCGGCCUGGGAGCAGUCAGGGGUCAGGUGCUCGAGGGCACCUUGGUAGUUCCCAGGAGGUGAACUCGCACCUCUGCAGUCCACCCUCCCUACAGACUGAGAUACUGCUGCCACAAACUGGACUUUUCCAGGACAUGUUGAGUGCAGAUGUAACAUGUUGCCGUCUCUGAAUGUUUUUAUAGUUUCAUUAAUUUAUUUUACAACAUAAUUCUUUUUUCGGUGACACGUUUGAAUCAGACGUGUGCUCAGAGAAACAUGUAACAUGUUAAUGAAACUUCAUCAUCCCUGAACACGUCCUUGAAAAGGCCUGGAAAAGGAUCUGUGAUUGUAUACUCCUCCACCUCAUCUGAACGUCCGGCAGGUGGUACAGUGACAUCACAGGUGCUGAUAUGACGUUGACGUUGACGCUGAUGUGACAUUGACGUUGACGUUGACGUUGAUGUGAUGUGCUGAGGGAUUUCAGCUGCGCAUUUAGUCCACUGUUUACGGUCAGAGAGAUCUCAACUGCGCGUUUAGUCCACAGUUUACGGUCAGAGAGAUUUCAGCUGCGCGUUUAGUCCACACUUUACGGUCAGAGAGAUUUCAGCUGCGCGUUUAGUCCACCGUUUACGGUCAGAGAGAUUUCAGCUGCGCGUUUAGUCCACAGUUUACGGUCAGAGUGAUUUCAGCUGCGCGUUUAGUCCACAGUUUACGGUCAGAGAGAUUUCAGCUGCACGUUUAGUCCACAGUUUACGGUCAGAGAGAGAGAGUGCGGUGGAGAGAGCAGUAUCAUCAAUGGUGCGUUCACGGUCCGUCCAUCAGGCUCCAUCAUGUCUCAGUGACCGACACACGAACGCGUUAAUCCGAGUCUGUUGGACCAGAGUCCCGCCACGGACAGCAGAGAGACCCAGCUCCGUCCUGACAGCUCCGGCGGACCGAGCGGUGUUCUGCGCGGAGCGGAGCAGAGUGCGCGGUGUGUGCGGUGUGUGCGGAGAGCGCGGUGCGGUGCGGGCUGUGCGGUGUGAGGCUCCGGUCUGAUGUCUCUGCCCGUUAAGAACCUAAAGUGUCUGUCUCCGGUCAUGUGCCAGUGUAAGGUCAUCUGCAGUAACCGGACUCUGUCGCUCAUGUUCGGCUGCAAGAAGUACAGGUAUCAGGAUGAGGAGACGCCCCCCUUGGAGCACAGUCCAGCUCACCUGGCUCCGGGCAAAAGUGCUGAGAUGCUUCAUAUGAGCGACAAGAACCUCGCCGCCAUGGAGGCCAUCCACGGAUACACGCCACACACACACAUCUCACCUGUCAAGCCUGUGUUGAUGUCGACAGGACACACUCCGAUGUACACCUCCGCCGUUUCUACACUGGGGAACACUCCUCCCGUGGUCGUGAACACCGACACGCUCGAUGGAUCUCCAUACGUGAACGGGACUGAAGGAGAGAUCGAGUAUGAGGAGAUCACGCUGGAGAGAGGGAACUCGGGCCUCGGCUUCAGCAUAGCAGGAGGAACAGACAACCCUCACGUGGGCGACGACCCGAGUAUCUUCAUCACCAAAAUCAUCCCCGGAGGAGCCGCGGCCCAAGAUGGACGCCUCAGCGUGAACGACUGCAUCUUGUUCGUGAACGACGUGGACGUCCGCGAGGUGACGCACAGCCAGGCGGUGGAGGCUCUGAAGGAGGCCGGCGCCAUCGUCCGACUCUACGUCCUCCGCAGGAAACCGGCCGCCGAGAAGGUCACCGAGAUCAAACUCAUCAAGGGGCCCAAAGGGUUAGGGUUCAGCAUCGCGGGAGGAGUCGGGAACCAACACAUCCCCGGAGACAACAGCAUCUACGUGACGAAGAUCAUCGAGGGAGGAGCGGCGCACAAAGACGGACGGCUGCAGAUCGGAGACAAGAUAUUAGCGGUGAAUAACGUGUGUCUGGAGGACGUGAUGCACGAGGAUGCGGUGGGAGCUCUGAAGAACACGGCUGAGGUGGUUUACCUCCGGGUGGCCAAGCCCAACAACCUGUACCUGACCAACAACUACAACCCACCGGACCUCACCAGCACGUAUUCUCACAUGGACACGGAGCUCAGCCACCCCAACUAUCUCGGGUCAGAUUACCCACAAGCCCUCACUCCCACCUCACCCAGUCGGUUCUCUCCUGUCCUGCACGGCAUGAUGGGAGAUGAUGACAUCCCCAGGGAGCCUCGCAGGGUUCUGAUCCACCGCGGCUCCACGGGUCUGGGCUUCAACAUUGUUGGCGGCGAGGACGGCGAGGGGAUCUUCAUCUCGUUCAUCCUGGCGGGCGGACCGGCUGACCUCAGCGGAGAGCUGCACAAAGGGGACCAGAUCCUCAGCGUGAACGGCGUGGACCUCCGGAUGGCCACGCAUGAACAGGCGGCGGCGGCGCUGAAGAACGCCGGACAGACAGUGACGAUCAUCGCUCAGUACAGACCCGACGAGUACAGCCGGUUUGAGGCAAAGAUCCACGACCUGAGAGAACAGCUGAUGAACAGCAGCAUGGGCUCCGGCACCACGACUCUGAGGAGCAACCCGAAGAGAGGCUUCUACAUCAGGGCGCUCUUUGACUACGAUAAGACGGCAGACUGCGGCUUCCUCAGCCAGGCGCUGGGCUUUAAGUUCGGGGACGUCCUCCACGUGUUGGACUGCGGGGACGAGGAGUGGUGGCAAGCCCGUAAGGUCAGCCCUCAGAAUGAGGCUGAGGAGGUCGGCUUCAUCCCCAGCAAGCACAGGUCAGACACACUGGUGGAGAGGAAAGAGUGGUCUCGUGUGAACACCAAAGAGAGGGAUCACGGCCGAGACAGCCUGAGCACUCAAGGCAGAGAUAAAACCUCUCACAGUUAUGAGACGGUUACCCAGGUGGAAGUGCAUUACGCGAGGCCCAUCAUCAUCCUCGGGCCUGUCAAAGACCGGAUCAACGACGACCUGCUGUCUGAGUUCCCUGAUAAGUUUGGAUCUUGUGUCCCGCACACCACGCGGCCUAAGAGGGAGUACGAGGUGGACGGGCGGGACUAUCACUUUGUGUCGUCACGGGAACAGAUGGAGAAGGACAUCCAGAGCCAUCGGUUCAUCGAGGCGGGCCAGUACAACAGUCACCUGUACGGUACCAGUGUCCAGAGCGUCCGCGAGGUGGCUGAGCAGCAGGGGAAGCACUGCAUCCUGGACGUGUCGGCCAAUGCCGUGCGGAGACUACAGGCCGCUCAGCUUCAUCCCAUCGCCAUCUUUGUCCGGCCCAAGUCCCUGGAGAACGUCCUAGAGAUCAACACUCGCCUGACGGAGGAGCAGGCCAGGAAAGGGAUGGACCGAGCCCUCAAAUUAGAGCAGGACUUCCUCGAGUGUUUCUCAGCUGUGGUGGAGGGCGACAGCUUCGAGGAGGUCUACCAUAAAGUGAAGUCGGUGAUUGAGGAGCAGUCAGGGCCUUACAUCUGGAUCCCGACCCGGGAGAGGCUGUGAUGCUGCACCCGGCUCGCCGCCCCCUCCUCCCUCCAGACCACCAACCGACGCCACCCUCCACCCUGACGGCCGAGCCAGCCUCUCCCACCCGUCCGUCCUCCAGCAGAGUCGGCGAGAGACGAACGAAGACAAACAGGAAGUGACACCUCAAGGCGAUGGAACGAAAGCGACUCUGAGGCAGACGGGAUCGCUGACGUGUAAUUAGAGACUUCAUCAGUGUUUAACGAGCGCCGUUCACACCUGGCAUCAAAACGCAGCUGAACAGCUGAUUCAAACAGGAAGUGAGGCGUUCUGAUGUCACGUGUGAACCAUGUGACGUCCACACCGCGAUGAGGACGAGGUCUGUCCAGGACCGGAGAGACAGCAGAGGGUGACCCAGCAGGGAUGGACCACCUCACCGCCGCUCCUGCCUCCUCUCAAGUCAUGAAACACCUCCACCUGAGACGGAGGCUCCGCCUUUUUAUAUCUCCUCCUCCUCCUCCUCCUCCUCCUCCUCCUCUGCCUCCUUCAGGACAGGAAAGGGGGACGACCGAGGAGCUUGGGCGCCCCGAUCCUGCUGAGUCUGUCCUGGCGAGGAGUCCUUUUUCUCAUGGACCUACUCGCGGGUCAGGACUCGUUCUGCUCCCUCGGCUCUGUGUUGAAUAUUCGCGAGGCAUUAUUUAACGAUUUAACGGCCGUUUGAAUAAUUAUUAAAACUCAUAUGCUGAAUCUGUGCAUGCAUCGAAGACGACGGAGACACGAGUGUCCGACCUCCGACAUUUGGACGAGGUCUUUAGCAUGUCUCAUGACUGAAGAAGAAGAAGAAGAAGACGGUCACAUGA